AUGCAACCACCUAGAGGCAUUGUCGGCGUUUACAUGUCGCGCACUCCACUGCUUCGGACGUCGCCCGCGCUCGGCUCGUCCUCGUACGGAGCAGUGCGGAUUCCGCAAGUCGAGCCCGACGAACACAAUAGCAACAACAGUGGGUCGCGCGCGUCAUACGAAGAGAAUGAAUCUUCGGAUGAGCUGUCCCCAACGCAAAUACCUGCGUCGGGCGUUGAGGGCAGUCUGAGCGGUCCUUCUAACGAGGCGCAAGAAGAGUACUGGCGAUCGUCACAAUCGACCAAACCGUCACAGUCAUCAAGUCGGCAACAGCGAAGGAGGAGAAGCAGACGGAGCAGUGUGUUCCAAAGACAUGGACACAAUCGUCGGCCGUCUUCGGCAACAUCGGACGUGGGCUUCGGGCCGGAUUCAAAAUUCUCGUUCGCGACAGGGCUUGCGGUGCCGGAGAGCCCUGUGGUACCCGCGACAUUAUCCUCGUCGUCAAGUGUGAGCACAGACGACGAAGGCUUUCUGGAUGUUGACGACGAGGAUGCGAAACCAUGGGAUGAAGAUCCUCCAGAUAAUUCACCGUAUGCCCAAGUCCGCGCAAGCGUCCCGGCGACAGACGACAUUACUCUUUCAAUCAACACUCCGCGAAUGUGGACCCUUUCAUUGGUUUUUUCAUUGACUGGGUCGGCCGCAAACCUCUUCUUCUCUCUGCGCUAUCCGAGUGUCGCUAUCACACCCAUAAUUGCAUUGGUCUUGGUGCACCCUUUGGGCAAAUUUUGGGAUGUGCUUCUUAAGCGUGCGCACGACCCUGUUGAGGUGUUUGAGAAUGGCACACUGAGCCGUCGAGAGUUUCUGUCGGAUGACACCGCAACCGCCGAUCUACCAUGGCUGACCAGAUGGCGGCUCUGGUUUGGACAGGGACGAUGGAACGAGAAGGAGCAUGCUUGCGUGUACAUUAGUAGCAAUGUCUCUUUCGGGUUUGCGUUUGCCACCGAUGCUGACAGCCAGCACGAACAGGUCAUUGUUGAACAACACAAGUUCUACAACCAAGAUGUCCCUAUCCUAUAUCAACUUCUGCUUAUCAUCUCGACUCAGGUCUUAGGGUAUGCAUUUGCUGGACUGACUCGAAGAUUUCUGGUCCGCCCAUCCGCCAUGAUCUGGCCCGGUACCCUGAUGUCUACUGCCAUGUUUUCCACCAUGCACAAAUCUGCCAACAAAAAAGCCAAUGGCUGGAGUAUCUCUCGCUAUAAAUUCUUCAUCCUGGUGUGGGCGGCCGCUUUUGUCUGGUACUUUGUACCUGGUCUUCUCAUGCCGGCGCUCAGCUACUUCAAUGUUGUGACUUGGUUCGCACCCAAGAAUGUUGUGGUGUCAAAUUUGUUCGGAGUGGCGUCUGGACUUGGAAUGUUACCGUUGACUUUCGAUUGGGCUCAAAUUGCCUAUAUCGGAUCGCCUCUUCUCACGCCGUGGUGGGCAGCAGCCAAUAUCGUCACCGGUCUGAUAGUGGUCAUUUGGAUUAUUGCCCCAAUUCUGUAUUACAAAAACGUCCUUUUCUCCUCAUAUAUGCCCAUCUUGUCUACAACAGUAUUUGACAACACAGGUCAUCCGUACGACGUCAGUCGCAUUUUGACACCUGACUUUCUCUUUGAUCAGAAAGCGUAUGAGGAAUACUCGCCAGUGUAUCUUCCCAUCACCUAUGCCCUCUCAUACGGAGUGCAGUUCGCUGCGUUGACCUCUCUCGUUACCCAUACGGUCUGCUGGUAUGGAAAGGAUAUUUUGCAUCAAACUCGAAAAGCAUUUGAUGAACGGAAGGAGGUACCGGACUUUGAUGGCUACCAACCUCUGCCCUCGCAAAAUGGACAAGAAUCCCCGUCCCCACGGAGUACUGAGCCAUCCAGAGUGAGCUCCCAUGAUCCAAGCCGCGAGUUGCCCUUGGGAACUGAGGAUGUGCACUGCCGUCUUAUGCGGCGCUACGAAGAUGCUCCUCUUACGUGGUACUUGGUUGUGCUGGUCACAAUGCUGGUCAUUGCCACCUACACUGUUGAGCAUUACCCUGUGCACUUACCAUGGUACGGCCUCUUUUUGGCCCUUCUCAUCACAAGUAUAUUCUUCAUUCCGGUUGGUAUCAUUAUGGCUGUGACCAAUCAGCACAGCAGUCUUUACCUCAUUUGCCAGCUUCUGUGCGGCAUAGUCUUCCCUGGACGGCCGGUCGCCAACAUGAUCUUCGUGACCUACUCCUACAUAAGCUCAGCCCAGGGCAUUAAAUUCUCCUCCGAUCUCAAACUCGGACACUACAUGAAAAUCCCUCCGCGACUUCUUUUCUCCGUGCAGAUGGUAGCCACCUUGGUCUCGAGUCUGACUCAGAUCGGCGUGCUCAACUGGAUGUUUUCUUACAUCCCCGGUCUCUGCACCCCUCAAGCCCUGAACGGCUUUAACUGUCCCAUCGCCCGUGUUCACUUCAACGGCAGUGUUCUCUGGGGCGUCGUUGGACCCCAACGCUUCUUCGGUCCAGGGGGCUUGUAUCGCCCCCUCGUGUGGGCCUUUUUGAUCGGCGCCGUAGCUCCCUUCGCAGCCUGGCUCUUAGGUCGCCACAGCAAGAAGAGUUUCUGGCGCAAAGUCAACUUCCCAAUCCUGUUUGGCAGUCUCAGCUGGAUUCCUCCCGCGACAGGUCUGAACUUCUCCAUCUGGGCCCUCGUCUGCUUCUUGUUCAAUUAUGUGAUUCGGAGGAAGCGGACCGCCUGGUGGGAGAAGUACGCCAUGACUCUUUCUGCGGCUUUGGACUCGGGGCUCGCUUUUGCGGUGGUCGUCGUCUUCUUCUGUCUGGUAUACCCUGGCUUGGUCGAUGGGCUCAAGUGGUGGGGGACCGAGAUUUAUAAACAGGGUUGUGAUUGGACUGCUUGUCCUUACAAGCCGUUGGCACCGGGAGAGAAGUUUGGUACUUGA
Messenger RNA from Penicillium diatomitis, 2928 nucleotides. RefSeq lists its product as uncharacterized. Gene Ontology annotation, molecular function: oligopeptide transmembrane transporter activity. The transcript is spliced from 8 exons. The record is from RefSeq and is a predicted model, not a curated record. Bases 1 to 2928 code for a protein of 975 amino acids. Gene Ontology annotation, biological process: transmembrane transport. Lineage: Eukaryota; Fungi; Ascomycota; Eurotiomycetes; Eurotiales; Aspergillaceae.